AGAGUAUAUGCUGCAUCUCAAUCAUAAUUCUUGUAAUUGCCAAGUUUAGUUCGUGGUGUUUCAUCCGUGUUUAUGGGAAUCUGAAUUUUAUUCUCAUGUGUUGGUGUGUUCCGAGUUAUUCGUGUUCCCGUUCCUUGUGUCCUUUUUCAUUGACAAUUCUUGAUACGUAUGAGAAUUAGUUGAUUCUUUUGAUUAUUCUGCUGCUAGUGGAUAAUUUGACGCUUUAACUGAAUCGACUGAAAGUUGAAAGAUGUGAAUAGUAACCACCCUUAGCUGACAUAUGUUCCACCAGAGCCGCAUUAAGUUUUCUUUGUAAAAAUAGGCCUUCUACUUCCCUUUUUAUUUAAGUGAAAGAUGGUCGCUUUUGGAAAAAAGUUGAAGGAUAGACAAAUACAAGAAUGGCAAGGAUACUACAUCAACUACAAAUUGAUGAAGAAAAAAGUAAAACAAUAUGCCCGCCAAAUUGAAGUCGCAGCACUUGAACGUAGACAUGUGCUCAAGGAUUUCUCGAGGAUGCUAGAUGAAGAGAUUGAGAAAAUCGUACUUUUCCUACUGGAGCAACAAGGGCUACUUGCAAGUCGGAUCGCUGCACUAGGGGAACAGCAGGAAGCUCUUCGAGAGCAACCUGAUAUAUCCAAGAUAUGUGAACUACGAGAAGCUUACAGGGAUGUGGGGAGGGAUCUGUUAAAGCUUUUAUUUUUUAUUGAGAUAAAUGCUAUUGGUCUGCGUAAGAUCCUCAAGAAGUUUGACAAACGUUUCGGCUAUAAAUUCACCAAUUAUUAUGUCAAAACUCGUGCAAAUCAUCCUUAUUCGCAGCUUCAGCAAGUGUUCAAGCAUGUGGGGUUAGGUGCAGUUGUAGGAGCCAUAUCUCGCAAUCUUUCAGAUCUGCAGGAUCGUCAAGGGAGCUACCUAUCUAUAUACGACGAGCCCACUCUUCCCCUCCAGGAUUCUGUGAUUGACUCUAUAACAGUGGCAGCAGACCGUUUGAACCACUCAACCAAUUUUCUAGAUUUCUUGGGUCAACAUGCACUUAUUAUGCAACAAGAGGAGUUGCCCACUCCUUCUGAAGAACAAAUUGAUGAUGAUAGAUACCAUUUUAUGUCUCUUCUGCUGAACCUGGCCAACACAUUUCUGUACAUGGUCAAUACAUAUAUUAUUGUCCCAACAGCAGAUGACUACUCAAUGAGCUUGGGUGCUGCAGCAACAGUCUGUGGUAUUGUGAUUGGUGCAAUGGCUGUGGCACAAGUCUUUUCAUCAGUUUAUUUCAGUGCAUGGUCAAACAAAUCUUACUUCAAACCCCUUGUGUUCAGCAGCAUUGUUCUUUUUGUGGGAAAUGCUAUGUAUGCAGUUGCUUAUGACUUCAACUCAAUAGCAAUUCUUAUACUUGGUCGUCUAUUUUGUGGGUUAGGGUCUGCUAGAGCUGUUAAUCGUCGCUAUAUUAGUGAUUGUGUACCACUUAAAAUCCGAAUGCAGGCUUCAGCAGGAUUUGUUAGUGCCAGUGCUCUUGGAAUGGCAUGUGGCCCUGCACUUGCUGGUUUACUUCAAACUAAUUUCAAAAUUUACAAGCUCACCAUCAAUCAAAAUACGCUGCCUGGCUGGGUUAUGUCUGUGGCGUGGUUGUUUUAUUUGGUAUGGUUGUGGAUUUCAUUUAGAGAACCUGCUCUCCCGAGUGAGGAGAAUGAUAUGCCACAAGAAGCUAAUGCUGAUACAGGUCCAACGGAGAAUGAAGAGCUUGAAAAGGGUCUUGUCCAACCAUUGCUCUUGACUUCUACUGACAAUCAGCAAGAUGAUAAUGAUGGAGAUCAAGAAUAUGAUGCAAGUGAAGAAGCUCCCGAGGACUCUCGUAGGCCAGCCAAUUCUAUGAGAUCAGCAUAUAGAUUACUUACUCCUUCAGUAAAGGUUCAAUUACUGAUAUACUUCAUGCUUAAGUAUGCGAUGGAGAUUUUACUUUCCGAAUCCAGUGUCAUCACCACAUACUAUUUUAGCUGGUCUACCAGCAAAGUUGCAAUAUUUCUUGCAUGCAUUGGACUCACUGUUCUUCCAGUUAAUAUUGUUGUUGGGAGCUACAUAAGCAAUAUGUUUGAAGACAGGCAAAUUUUAUUGGCAUCUGAGAUUAUGGUUUGCGUUGGUAUACUCCUAAGCUUCCAAGUCUUUGUGGCAUAUUCCGUGCCGCAAUAUGUCCUGUCAGGACUCAUAAUGUUUGUCUCUGCAGAAGUUUUGGAAGGUGUCAACUUGUCACUUCUCUCUCGGGUCAUGUCAUCGAGACUUGCUCGUGGUACAUACAAUGGCGGGCUGCUGUCGACUGAAGCAGGGACAAUUGCUCGAGUGAUUGCAGAUGCAACAAUAACCCUGGCAGGGUACUUGGGAGAGAGCAAGCUUCUCAAUGUCACUCUAAUCCCUUCUCUUGUCAUCUGUGUAUCGUCAAUCGUCGCCACAUGCUAUACCUACAACUCACUAUAUUGAAGCUGCAUUUUAUACUACAUGUUCUCUGGUCCCAACCUGGACUCCUCCAGCCCAUAAAUGAUUUCUUAAAUCUGCCUUUCUGGUUUUGAUCUUCAUGUAAUAAUAAAUAAAAAUGUGUACAUUCUUGAAGUUAAAUAGUUCAUAGCUCUUUUUUCUUUUUCCUGUAUGUAUAGAACUAUACCAGUAGAAAACAUGGAUUAAUUUUAUAAUCAGGUGAUUUGAGUCCA
This is a messenger RNA of Daucus carota subsp. sativus, 2690 nucleotides long. Its product is annotated as SPX domain-containing membrane protein At4g22990. NCBI's taxonomy places the organism in Eukaryota, Viridiplantae, Streptophyta, Magnoliopsida, Apiales, Apiaceae. Bases 355 to 2463 code for a protein of 702 amino acids. The record is from RefSeq and is a predicted model, not a curated record. Gene Ontology annotation, biological process: transmembrane phosphate ion transport from cytosol to vacuole. Gene Ontology annotation, cellular component: plant-type vacuole membrane. Gene Ontology annotation, molecular function: transmembrane transporter activity. The transcript has 11 exons.